AUGGGAGCAGCAUUCGUCCGGGCUACAUGGGUCAUUUUUGACUCAUUCGGGAUGAAUGACAUGAAAAUUGGUUUUUUUCUGCAGGCUUUGCAGACGUAUACCUGUUAUAUUUUAGUAAAUUUACAUGAACCGGAGAUUGAUGAAAAAUCUGAUGAAUCCAAUUCAACAACAGAUCCAACACCUCAAGCAUUAGAUUUAAGUUUAGCAGUACCAUCCUCGCCAGUACUGACUCUAACGCCUAAAUCCAAAAAUCGACGAAGAGCAAGAAUUUUUUCAAAUAUCUCAAGUCCAGUUUCACGUCAUUCAGUUUCUGAACAAAAUGAGCAUAUCAGUGAAGGUGACGAAUCUAUGAGUCAUAGCAGUCAUUCAAUAAGUGGUCACAAGCAUAUACGAGCUCAAGCGGAAGCCGCUUACAUGGCCACCAUUGCUAAGCGACAAAAACUGUUCGAUAAAGUCGAUAGGACCAAUGUCACACCGAAAGUUCUUCCAUGUGAAAUAAUCUCAGUUCAAUCGUCUUCGAAUGGUAUGGAAAUGUAUCAGCUAUGUACUACAAAAGCAAUACUCGACAAACGAUUUCAAGGAUUAGAUUUAUUGGAUUUAACCAAAUGUGACUUCCGUGAUUUGCGCGAUAUCGACUCGACAGCAUUACCAACGACUACCUUCAUUCAAGCUAGUAAAGAUUAUGCCAGCGCAGGAUUAAUGACACCUGUCGAAGCAUGUAAUUGCAAUGGCAACUGUGCAACUAAGAAAUGUUCCUGUCGAGCAGCAAAAGCACAGUGCGGUACAAAAUGUCAUCCCAUUAAAAAAAAACCAUGUUCAAAUGCUUAG
Molecule: messenger RNA, 828 nt
Organism: Didymodactylos carnosus
Lineage: Eukaryota; Metazoa; Rotifera; Eurotatoria; Philodinida; Philodinidae
Source: the annotation of a GenBank genome assembly